GGACGAUUUGCGGUAUGGCCACCUACAGUCCUGCCAGAAUUGCUACACGUACAUCAACGGCGGUAGCUGCAGCUCUUGAAGACGAGGAACGCAAUUACGGUUCUGAUUUUUCGCCCGAGGAAGAACAACUGCUGGCACAAAUCUUGAAUACGCCAUCCGCCACAGAAGACAGCCCCAUCACUAGCGCAGUUGAACAUUAUGAACCGGAGCGGAAACUUCGUCUCCCUCGUGUCCUUGGGAGGGAGGGGAGGUCUGCGUUAUUUGAAGCUGCAAAAGCAGCAGAUGAGGUGGCUAAACAGAUCAACGGGUCUGUUAGUGGGGGCGAAACCUACUUGGACUGUACGACUCCCAUCGUUUUGCUAUUAUCAACCUUCUGACUGACGGUGAAGCGUCUAGUAAGCAAUCAACUCAAAGGCACGAAGGUUAUCACACCCGACAAUGUGGAGAAUAAUGGAGACGCAAACGCAACCGAGCCCAAACGGCCAGAUACGCGAUCUCCUCUCGAACGAUUUCGCACACAGCCUAGAAAAGGGCUCUCAGUCACAGAUCUGGUAUCGCCAGCAUGGUGUGAAUUGCAAUAUUGGUACUCCUUGACCCUCCAUGGAAGAAAAAAGCGUACACCAGAAAUGAAGCAAGGAAGUCGGGUGCACCAAGUGUUAGAAGAUCAGGUCCAUACCACCGUCACAGUAGAAGUGGCGACAAUAGAGGAUCGCUGGGGCUUACGGAUAUGGAAUGUCAUACAGGGCCUACAAUCACUAAGAAAUUAUGGUUUAACGCGUGAGUUGGAAAUUUGGGGAACAAUCGAUGGACUGGUAGUAAACGGUGUUAUCGAUGAGCUGAGCUACAUCUGUCCAGAUGCAGAUCUUGAAGAAACUUUCGAAAGGGCCGAAAACCCAAUUUCAACUUCUGGGAAUGAGCUUCCUCCAAACCAGGCAACAAUUUCCGAGUAUUUCAAAGCGGCCAAAGGGAGUUCUCUAAAAGAAGGUACCAGGAUCAAACAACGAACUCAAACGAAAAAGAUUUAUUUGUGUGACGUCAAAACUCGGGGCGCGAAAACCCUACCUUCGGGAGCGGCUUUCCGACCAACCAAAAUGCAACUCAUGCUCUACCACGAUUUACUUUCCGCUCUUGCGACGAACAAGGUGGAUUUUUCCAUCUUCACAAAACGAUACGGACUUGACCCAGACAAGUCUUUCUCUGAUGCUUUCAUCGCCCAAGUAGGGAGUCUCAAUGAGGAGUUUUUUGAUACUCAAACAUCCCCCGAUCCAAAUCAAGAAAGCCUUCCCUCUAGUCAGAAUUCUCUCCACGUUCUCCUUGAGCACAAUGACUUAUCCACACUCUGGGGACUCAUGAUAAAAGAAUUCCAAAUAACACUUCCUGAUGGCGCUUCCUCCUUGGGAAAAGUUCUCAAAGCUGAAUAUCGCUCACGGGAUGCGGGUGAGGUUUUAGGCAGUAAAACUUUCGCCAUGGAUGAGAAGGAAUUGAAGUCGUACCUUGAUCACGAGAUGGCAUGGUGGAAAGGAGAACGCAAAGCGGAAGGCGUAGCUAUUGAAGAAGCUUAUAAAUGUCGGAGUUGCGAGUUUGCUGAAACCUGUGAGUGGCGCCUGGAAAAGGUGGAAGAAGCAACGCAGAAGUCGCGAGCGAAGAGGAAAAAGAGUGUUGCCGCCUGAUGAGAAGGUACGUGUGGUAUUCAGAUCACAAAAAAGUUACUAUUUAGAGAUGAAUUGAC
Hymenoscyphus albidus is the source of this 1729-nucleotide messenger RNA. The record is from the annotation of a GenBank genome assembly. Lineage: Eukaryota; Fungi; Ascomycota; Leotiomycetes; Helotiales; Helotiaceae.